This is a messenger RNA of Neltuma alba, 557 nucleotides long. RefSeq names its product heavy metal-associated isoprenylated plant protein 12-like. Lineage: Eukaryota; Viridiplantae; Streptophyta; Magnoliopsida; Fabales; Fabaceae. The record is from RefSeq and is a predicted model, not a curated record. Bases 61 to 381 code for a protein of 106 amino acids. The transcript is spliced from 3 exons. Gene Ontology annotation, molecular function: metal ion binding.
CUUCUCUAAUCUUCCACACCAAUUCUCGCUACUCAUCCUUCACUCUUCUCCCCGCAAGAAAUGGCCAAGAAAAUAGUGUUGAAGGUGGCAGUACACGGUGACAAAAUCAAGCAGAAAGCCAUGAAGGUGGCCUCAGGCAUUUCAGGGGUGGAUUCAGUGGCAAUGGAAAUGGAGGAGAAGAAGCUGACAAUAGUGGGAGAGAUAGACGCAGUGAUGGCAGUGAAGAAGCUGAGGAAGCUGUGUCGCACAGACAUAGUUUCAGUGGGAUCCACAAAGGAAGAAGAGGCGCAGAAGAAAGAAGAAGCUGAUAGCUACUCCUGUUACCCCCAUUAUUAUCCUCCCACACCCGGCCUAUAUUGCUGCUAUUACCACAAUUAUUAAUACUACUUUCGAUCCUAAUUAUAAGAUUUUAUUUAUAGAUUAUAAACGAGGUUUUAUAAUUAAGACGAAAGAAUUAGUAACAUCCUCCUGCCUCUGUCAUCUGUUGAGGAAUUUAUUUACAAUUUUUUUUAAAAAAAAGAAAACAGAGGAAUGGUUGGUCCUACGUGGAGAGGAAC